Molecule: messenger RNA, 1067 nt
Organism: Menidia menidia (Atlantic silverside)
Lineage: Eukaryota; Metazoa; Chordata; Actinopteri; Atheriniformes; Atherinopsidae
Source: the annotation of a GenBank genome assembly
AAUAAGUGAAAGGCUCUCUACCCUACGUCUUUUUCUAUUGGACAAAAAUAACUGUCAAUUUAUUUACCGGUCCCUGAUUGGCUAUAUUUCAGGCCGAUGGGCGUUUUCGUAUUUGUUGUUGUUUUCGUUCAGCAGAAUAAGUAGAGCAGUCGACAUCUUUGAAAGCCAGCACAGACGUUUACGUUUGUAGUGGGGUUUACCCUCAAACAGGUCUUUACAGGCAUUGUUUAGAAAAAAAUCUGUCCAACUGGUUCCAUUGGAGCGCAUUUGGAUUCGUCUUUUUUAAGUGAAAUUCGGUUUUGUGUUUUAAAGAUGAGCAGUCAGUAUCAGCGCACAGUGCCACUUGAGGUGAGGAGAGCGGAAGGAGAGCGAGUCCGGGCCAAGCAUCCUGACAAGAUACCGAUCAUUGUGGAGAGAGCCCCGAGAUCACGAGCUCCUGAACUGGACAAGAAGAAAUACUUAGUGCCCUCAGAUUUAACAGUGGGCCAGUUGUGUUUCCUGAUCCGCCAGCGUGUGUCUUUGAGACCAGAGGAGGCACUGUUCUUCUUUGUCAACAACUCUCUUCCUCCAUCCAGCUUCCCUCUGUCUGCAGUCUAUGAGGAGCACCAUGAAGAGGACCUGUUUCUCUACAUGACCUAUAGCAACGAGAGCGUGUAUGGGGCCUGAAGGAGUGCAAAAGACUCAGAGAGAGAGAAUGAGAGGAGAACAUUCAAUCUGAAAUAAAGAUUUGGUUUGUAAUGCUUGGCGCCACUUUAAUUCUCUGUUUUAGUUUUGAUAUAUGGCUACAGCAGAUGGUGGGGGUAAACCUUUAUACACCCAGACCUUUGACAGUUUAUACCUUUGACAGUAUUUCAAGAUGAGCAUGAUGCGUUUUAGGACAUCAAGUUUUGUUUAUACCUGGUGAUAAAGCAACCCUAAAGUGAAUGCAUUUUUAAAGGAAGCGAUUGAAAAUAGGUCGGAAACUCUCAUUAUCUUUCUCAGUCAUCUGUAUUUAAUGCAAAUAGUAUUUUUUGUUGUUUUGUAAAUUAUCAUAACAUUUUGUGGAAAAAUAAAGAAAAAUGCAACAA